AUGCGCAGAUUUCUAGUAUGGCCUUCUGAAAUGAUAUGGCCAUAUAAUCUACCAUACAUCGCAUUUUUACGCACAAUUCACGAAAAAGAACAAUCGCUCGCCUCAAAAUGGUUAAAUAUCAGUCGAAUAAAAUUUUUUAUAAUUGUAUGUACAUGUUCAACAAUUUAUUAUUUUCUUCCUGGGUAUAUAAUGCCCGUAUUAACAGCUUUUUCAUGGUUAUGCUAUAUCAAUCCGAAAAAUGUUCUUCUAUCUCAAUUGACCGGCAAUGGUGGAUUUGGUUUCGGUUCAUUGCAAUUUGACUGGGCUAGUACGGGAAUCGCCUAUCUCGGUUCGCCCAUAUUAUCACCACGUUGGGCGCAGAUGAAUAUACUCGUUGGUUUCAUUUUAUUUAUUUGGAUAUUUAUACCAAUAUUCUAUUAUACAAAUGUGUGGAAUUUCAAAAAUUUACCAAUAUCCAGUCCCCAGUUUUUUUACAAUACCGUCACAGUAAAUUUGACUAAUGGCACAACAAUUGACACACAAUCAGUUAGCUUAACUGCAACAUAUGUGAUUGGUUAUAAUCUUUUUUUUGCAUCGUUAGCAGCUCUCAUUGUUCAUACAAUAUUAUACCAUGGUCAAGAGAUUCUGAAACAAUCUCACACAUCAUUAAAUAAACGUCAGAAUGAUGUUCACUGUACAAUGAUGUCAAAAUAUAACGAAGUUCCUGACUGGGAAUACGGACUUAUCUUUCUGUGCGCAUUUCUAUGCGCAUGUAUCUGUUGUCAUUAUGGUCAGUUUAUGCCCUGGUAUUAUUUGUUUUUAAUUAUACCAUUAACAUUUCUAUCUCUGUUACCAGCCGGCAUCGUAAGAGCUCAAUCCAAUAUUUUUAUCAGUAUAAGUAACAUGUCAUUUAUCCUUGGUGGCUUAUUAUUGCAGAAUGAUCCCAUUGGAAAUACUACAUUCUACAAUUGUAUGUGGUCAAUUCAAGAUCAACCGCUUAGUCUAUUACGGGGUCUAAAAUUUGGUCAUUAUAUGAAAAUAUCACCACGUGCGAUGUUUAGUAUACAAUUGCUAACAACGAUUCUUACUACUAUAGUUAAAUAUUCAAUAUCAAAUCAUCUACUGAAUUCAGUUCCAGGUAUAUGUGAUACUAAUUUGGAUUGGCAGUGCUUAUAUCUUGGACAGUCAGGAAUUCUAUAUAGCCAAGAAGAUCCAUCUGAUGUAUUAGGGAGACGUUCAAUUUAUUCUCCAAUGCUAUGGCUUAUUCUUGUUGGGGCUCUCCUACCAAUUAUAUUUUGGUUAUUGAAACAAAAAUUUCCCCAUGUUCAAUGGUUACAACAUGUACAUAUACCAAUUAUGUUGGCAACAUUUGCCUUGAUCGUUUUCUCAUCAGCGACUGCCUAUUUGACAUCGUGGCUAAUUAUCGGAUUCAUUUUCCAUACACUGAUAAGAAAGUGGUGGUGGGAUCGUUAUGCAUUACUGUUUUCAAUCGCAAUGGAUAUGGGAGUGCAAAUUAGUCUGUUUUUUAUAUUCUUUGUUUUGAAAUAUCGCAAUGUAAGUUUUCCUCAGUGGUGGGGGAUCGGAGGACAAUAUCGCGAUAAUUGUCCUCUGUCACACGCAAACUAUUACGGAAAAUAUCCCGAAUAA
Messenger RNA from Didymodactylos carnosus, 1626 nucleotides. NCBI's taxonomy places the organism in Eukaryota, Metazoa, Rotifera, Eurotatoria, Philodinida, Philodinidae. The record is from the annotation of a GenBank genome assembly.